Messenger RNA from Macrobrachium nipponense, 4040 nucleotides. RefSeq lists its product as uncharacterized. Bases 58 to 3984 code for a protein of 1308 amino acids. Gene Ontology annotation, biological process: interstrand cross-link repair. The record is from RefSeq and is a predicted model, not a curated record. Lineage: Eukaryota; Metazoa; Arthropoda; Malacostraca; Decapoda; Palaemonidae. The transcript is spliced from 4 exons. Gene Ontology annotation, cellular component: Fanconi anaemia nuclear complex.
AGGGCCUUAGCUGGACGUGAAUAACUUCUUUUGAGAAUCACCACCUACCUUACAACGAUGAGUGACCUUGGUGUUGCAAAGCUGAAGUUGUCAAAAAUUAUUCGCCUUCAUAAUGAUUUUCCUGCAAUGAUUAAAGAAGUGGCUUGUGAUAUAACCGGUAAAGUAGUCUUUGAGCAGAUAGAGAAGGAGGCGCGUGCUCUUGAUGUAGAGGUGCCAGUAGCAGCGAAAAGUAUAGUUUCCUCCCAAGUGAAACGGAUAUCUGAACUUUCCAGGAAAGAAAUUAGUAUUGAAAGGGACGUGGAGGGAUUAUUAUCAACGGUAAAACUCCUUCUGAAAAAAGGAACCUUAGCUCAAACUGACAUAAGCAAGCUGCUGCUUUCUGAUCCACUGUUUUUAAGUUUACCAUUGACAGCCCUGUGGAAGUUCAUCUGUGUUGGUGUUGUUUCUUUUGAGCAGAUCUUGAAAAGCAUUCAUGAUGAGGAAGGUGGCAGCUUACUUAAGCUUUUGGAAGAUUUGAUGAAGCUUAUAUUACAUAGCAGUGAUAAUUCAGAUGGAACCUCUAUCGUAAGUGAAGCUCUUGGCGCUUUAGUAAAUCUCUCAUACAAUUUGAAGAAAAGUGAGUAUCAUUCAUUGUCUAAAAGUGCCAGUAAUUUACUUGAUUCAGUAACAGAGCAUCUUUUAGAUUUCGUUCUUGAAAGUUUUACUGAGGGCAGUUCAGAAAAUACAGAAAAUAGAAAUUCACAAGUACUCAAUAUUUAUGAAUUAUUAAUGAACAACUUAAAGGUAACAUCACAGGCAUUACAAAAUUAUUGCUCUUCUCAGCUUAUUUAUGUGCUAACUCAUCAGCCAAAUCUACAUGUUACCAGUGUUUUGAAAUCUCAGGAAAAGUGGCGAUCAACACUCGUUAACCCUGUGCUCUCAUUGUUAAUGCAGAAGUUAGUCAUAGUUUUGGGCUAUGAAGCAGCUCUCCAUAGUCUGAACACUGUUGUGACUAAUGAUGAAGUUAAUUGGGGGUGUGUUUUGACCCUUGUUGCCACUACCAUUAAUAGCCACAAGUUUGCAGUUUCUCUGCUCAAGACUAUUAUUGAAAAACACAUCCGCAAAGGCUGCGAUGAUCAGGACAUGGAAUUUUUAGUCAUUGGCUUCAUAUUUGCUCGUCAUGCAAGUCAAGAAGGUUGUCACCUCUUUCCCUCUUACAGCCAGUGGUUUAGUGGUUUGUUUUCCACUGAGUCAGGAAGUCCAGCAUCUCAUAAACAGUCUUUUGUGUUCCUCAUACAAUUCUUAACAGAUUUGGUUCCCCACGAACCAGUGUAUUGUUUACGUACCCAUCUCACGAGUCAUAUUUUUGUUCCUAAAGGUUGUCAGACUUUGCUCCAUGAUUAUUAUAACCUUGCAAGAGCCCGCCUUCAAGAGAUGAAGGAUAAUUUAGAAAGUCAUACAGUUUCUCGCCAGAAUGUAGAAGAAAAAGACAAAGUGGUUAAGGAAGUAGAGAUGUGUAUUGAGCAAUUUAGUCAUACGGGGAAAAUACCACACUUGGUGUUGGAGGCAUCUAUUUUUCGAAAGCCUUAUUACAUGUCCUCUUUUUUGCCUACCUUACUGGCUCCUAGAACACUACCAGAUGAGCCUGAUGCCACAAGUAAAUUCAUAUCCAUUAUGCAUUCAUCUGGCAAGAUUCCUGCCAACAUGUACAAAGCUUAUACUGAAGAAUGUCAGAAAUUUACAUCAGACCUACUCUCAGGCAUAUUCAUUAAUGUUGAAGAAGAAAUGGUUGUAGAAGAACCCAUAACUGAACUUUCCAACAUCUUGAAUGAACUACUAGAUGCCUCUGUCAUCUUACCCAUACUUUCUCGUAUAUCACACAAAAUUGAAGAGAUAACAAAAGCCAGUGAUUUGAAGAUGAAAAGCAAAACUCACUUGGUUCUGAAUCCCAGGAUGUGUAAUUUUAAACUUGUUUCUUACCAGGUAAUCCAAGAAUUUGUUAACAUUUUUGAGAAAGUUUGUUUUAGCCAAAAACAAAGGGAAGUAGUAAUUACAAAACCUGACUGGAUUCCACAGUUCUUAUCUUUACUAUCUUCAAGCAUUACACUUCAGUUGUCACUUUUUAAUUAUCUCUUGUAUCAUUUGGAAUAUGGUCAGCACCACAAACUGUCAGUGGAAAAAAUACAGAUUCAAGGAGCUUUAAUCUCUGAAAUUUGUACUCUUGAAGGUUUGUUUAGUAGCGUUGUUGAUUCAUCCAGCAUGAAUCAAAGUCCUGUUCCAUUUGUGAAGUAUUUCUUACAGAAAUUGGAGAGAAAUAUGUCCACAAAGCAGGCAUGUGUACAUACAUGUUGCUUAAUUAAUUACUGGUUGCAGUGGCACAUAGAAAAUGGUACUGAGGGAAAGACUUUGGCAUUGCUUCCAGAGAAACUGAUGGAUUUGUAUUGUUUUUUGGCUCCUAGAAUUAAUUUGAUUGUUACUGAGGAGGAGGAUGAACUCACUAUGGCUACUGUGUAUUCAUCAUUAAAUGGUCAGGGUGUUCCUAGUUAUGCUAGGUUGUAUUUUGACCAGAUCAGAUCACUUAAACAGAAUGGAUGGCUUUCACUUGAAAAAUGGAUAUCUCUUGAACUGCGUACUGUUUGGGAAAAAACCCCUUUAGAUGUGCGAUUAUGUUAUCUCCAGUGCAGAGUUGAACGUGAUUUUAUAUUUUGUGGUAGUGCUCAGAAUGACAGUGAGAAAAGAAUUGCAGCUGGAGAAGUUGUAACAAACAUUAUCCAUACAUUAUUAGAAAGUGGGGUUAAAGAUGAGAACAGCAGUGAAAUGAUCAUGUUACUUCAAAGACUGGCUCAUCUUUAUCCGGAUGCAGACAUAUGUCUCCUGGAAGACUGGCACUUUAACUUGAGAGAGAAACCCUUCAGUGAUAAGAAUCUAUUUUUAUUUAUCAAUCUUUGUCGCUGUCUCCCUCCUCCUUAUUUUUUACCAUCCAAACGUGUUCUUCAGCUUUCAGGCGUCCUUGAGCAAUUGGUUCAUUUGCUCCAGAACCUGGAUCAAGGCCUAGUGUUGAAUUUGUGUAAUACUACAUACAUAGUCUCAUGUUUGUUACAUGCUGCAAAAGAUUCAUGUGUGAAGGGUAUACAUAUAGAAAAGUGCUUGCAGUCAAUAAGAAGGGGAGUCAUUUUUCAUUGGGAUUCAUUAAAAAGCAUGUUUGAAGAUAACAUCCACAUAAUAGAAAGCCAUAAAUGUUUAGAAACUUUGAGACAUAUUCUGAACGAUCCUGCAAAAAACUUUAGUCGUCUCUGUCCAGAGGAAAGUGGUCUUUUAAUACUUUCCCUGUGUCUCAAAAGUUCAAGUGUGUAUGAAACAAUAUCUGGUGAAAUUUCUUCGGUUAGAACAAGUUUCUUAAAAUGGCUGUUUGCAUACAUUGGCAUUCAACAGAUGCAAGGAUCAGUUCCCUUCUUCCCGGAAAGUAAUGAUACACAAAUUCUAAGUGAAAAAGAUGAAAAGAUCAUUUGCAUUUGCAAGAGAGAACUUAAGGAGUACUUGGCAACUAGUGAUCCAUUGAAGCUUGUGGAAGAGAUGUUUCCGCCUGGUGGAGAGCCUUCAGUAUCCUUGAGGAGGAUGACUACUGCUUGUAUUUUAAUAGUGCUUUUAGAGUUUGCUUCUGACAAAACAUCAACUGGAAAGAAGGUUAACAGGAACAGUUUAGAAGCUCAACUCUUGGAAAUUCUUCUCCAUUGUUACAUAUAUCUGGGCCAAUUUUUUGACUCUGGUGAAGGAGGAGGACAUGGUGAAUUGCCUGAUACUCCGGUAAAUAAGACGAUGGACAACAAGGAUCUUAAAUAUUCCAGUGAUUUAGGCCAUAUUUCUGCUCUGUAUCAGAGAAUAUUGUCCCUUUUAUGUAAAAUUCCACCAAAUGUGUUAUGCAAUGUAUCUGAAGGUACAAUAGCAAAAUGUGAAGGAGAGUUGCACUCAACACUGAAGCAGAAAAUGCAGUGUUAUGAAAAUUGAGUUGAUCCUCUUGUAUAUCUUGUAUAUUUUUAUAAAAAUAAAUUGUGUACUAUUCA